Cornus florida is the source of this 2035-nucleotide messenger RNA. RefSeq names its product protein WEAK CHLOROPLAST MOVEMENT UNDER BLUE LIGHT 1-like. The record is from RefSeq and is a predicted model, not a curated record. Bases 1 to 1716 code for a protein of 571 amino acids. NCBI's taxonomy places the organism in Eukaryota, Viridiplantae, Streptophyta, Magnoliopsida, Cornales, Cornaceae. The transcript is spliced from 2 exons.
AUGGGAGACAUUUACGCAAGAUCAAUUGAAUCAGUUCAAGCUGCACUAUCUUUGUUUAAUGAGAAAAGUGAUCAGAGAAAAAGUUGGUCUACAAGCAGCAAUGAAUUAGAUAAAGAAAAAGAGCUUGAUGGCCUAAUAAAGGACUUAGCCAACUAUAAGGUUCAACUAGAAGCAAAGGACUCUGCCUACAAGAAAGCCCUUCUUAAGCUAGACCACUAUCAGAAAAUAUCCGAUGAAUUCUUCACCCUGCUAAAGAAUUUUGAGUUUGAGAAUGAUAUUAACGUCAAUGAAUGCAGAGAAGCUAGAUUGCAAAUAGGUGAACUUGAAUCGAAGAUGGAUGGGAUGGUUGAUCAGCUGUCGGAAAUUGUAGACACAAGAGAGCAACUUUCAAAUGUUACAAACGAGUUGAAGGCCACACGGGGAGAACUGCUUAGCAUGGAAACAGAACUUGCUGCUGCCAGAGAGUCGAAGCUUGAGGCCAUGGCUAAAGCAGACUCAAUGGAAACUGAAUUACAAAGGGAAAAACUAAAAACCGAGGAACUGCUAAUGAAUGUUUCUGAGCUCAAUGAAACUAUUCUCCAUUUAAAGUUGGCCGCUACUGAAGCUGAGGAAAAGAAACGUGCAGUUUUAUCAGGCAAAGAUGCCGAGUUACAGUUAGCGGCAACAACAGCACUUGAAGCACAGGAGCAGUUGGAAAAUAUGAGAGAACAACUAGAAGUAGUGAUGAAUUUGAAAAAUCAGCUAACGGAUAAGUCUGUAUUUAUUGAUUCAUUGCGGUUGGAACUUCAGCAAGCAAAUGAGCUUCACAAGUUGUCAGACAAGGCUGCUUCUAAUGCCAUUAAGGAUUUAAACCAGCUAAAAUCAGAUUUUCAACUGCAGGAAAGGAAGAACUCAGAUCAAGAGUAUUACAUCAAAUUACUAGAAACUGAAUUGAAUCAAACAAAAUUAGAAUUUAAGAAUGCGAAAGAAGAGCUGAGCCGCCUGAAAAAUGAGAUGGAGGAGACCAAAGGAGGAGACACAGAAGCACAGGUUGAGAUAGCAAUGCUGAAAUCUGAACUUGUUAAAGGGAGGUCCAAAAUUGCAGUGGCAGAGGCAGCUGAAAAGGUAAGAGCUAAUACUGGGAAAUCAGGGCUGUAUCUCCCAGUUCAUCAGCUAGCAUUAGAAGCGGAAGAGGCCAAGAAAGUGAAUCAAAGAUUAGAAGCAGCAGCAGGAGAGGAGGCGGAAGAAACUGAAAACACUGUCCUUGUCAACCCCCAAUAUGAAAAGUCUUCUCCCGUUGUAGAACAUCCACAAAUGGAUGUGGCAAAGACACAAGAUGAUGAGAAAAGAGAUGCCAUCGAUACCCAUAUCACGAUUUCAAUGGAAGAAUAUGAGCUCUUGGUGAAGGCAGCAGAGAAAGCAGAUCAAGUUCUGGAGCCAGUGGCGGAAAAUAGGAAUGAAUUGGAAAGUUUGAUGAGAGAGUUGGAAAUCAAAAUGAUGAAAAUCAGUGAGUUCAGGACACGGGCAGAGCAAGCUGUAAGCAGGGCUGAGGUGGCUGAGAAGGCUAAAUCAGAAGUUGAGGAUCGACUGAGGAGGGGGCGAGAGCGAAUGGCAAGGAGAAAGGCCGCUUUGGCUGCACUUCGGGAGGAGUCAAUUCCCAAAGAAAGUAGCAGUUUUGAAUUUGACAAGGAUUCUGAAACAUUUCAACCACUGAGUAAGGUUCUCAACAUAAAUUAGUCCUCAGAAGUUCUUUGGAAGUUUUUUGCUAUCAAAAAGUGUUAAGACAGUCCUCUAGCACUCCCUAUCCUAUCCCUUUGGGAUCCAUGACUGAUUGUAGCUCAUCCAUUGAUCUAAGUUAAGAUCUUCAUUGUAUUUUUUUGUUGCUGUUAAUAUAGUAUCAGUCUCGUGUUUGCUACAUGAAUGUAUUGUGUAAUUAAGGGUGACGAUACGAAGAAGAACCAAUAUGUGAAAUACAUAACUAUUUAUCAUCAGUCCAUCAUAUAUGAGGAUCUGACGAGACCAAGAAUAAGUAUAUGAUUGAUGAAUAAGUGAAGUG